Molecule: messenger RNA, 531 nt
Organism: Macrosiphum euphorbiae (potato aphid)
Lineage: Eukaryota; Metazoa; Arthropoda; Insecta; Hemiptera; Aphididae
Source: the annotation of a GenBank genome assembly
AUGUCCGAAGUGGCCGCCGAGAACAACGUACCCUCAGUUCAGGAAGGUGAGAAGCGUGGCCGAAAAAGAAAUACAGGAAGCCGUACGAAUGCAAUUAAUGCAACUUACGCUGAAGCUGAACUGAUAACCAAGGGAUUGAAUAAUACUGAUGAUGUUGAUGGAAGGAGAACGACAAGAUCCUCUACACGAGGUUCAACUGCAGCUUCAAAGUUAAAAAAUGAACCUCCAGCAAAAAAAGAGAAAAAAACACCAGCCGUUAAAGGUAAACGAGGAAGGCCAAAGGCAGUCUCAAAAGAAGAAAGUGAAGAAGUUGUGUCAGCUGAAGAAAACGGUAUUGCUGAUGUAGACUCUAAAGCUGACAAGGGUGGAAGUUCCACAGAAGAAGAAGUAGAUUCAAAAACCGAAGAUAAAAUUGAAAAUGGAAAUUCAUCAGCCGAAGAAGAUAAGAAAGGCGAAGAGAAAAAGGAAUCUACCGAUGAAUCUGAUAAGCCUGCAGUAACAGAGGCAAAAAAAGACUCCUCAAGCCCGUAA